AUGUUUCCAGGUUUAGAGCAUAGACCAAGCCGGCUGCCCCUGCCGUCACCUGAGAAGACCGGCAGUAGUCUGACAUUGGUUGGGGUGCUCUGGGCUUUCCUCUUCGUUCUCACAGCAGUUGCCAGCUCAGCCAGUUACUUUAUGCCCGACUGGCUUCUUGGUUCCCAGCUGGGGAAGCCAGUUCCAUUUGGCCUCUUCCGCUGGUGCACAUACCCUGCCCAGAUACAUGAGAGGAGCCUGGUGAUGAUGGAAGAGCGUGGGCGGUAUGCCAGUUUUGAUGCCAUUCCCAGCUUGUCUUGGCAGAUCUGCACUGUGGUGACAGGGGCUGGCUGUGCCAUGCUGCUCCCGGUGGCAUUAGCAGCCAUCCUGGGUUGCUGUGCGGAAGAGACCAUCUCUUGGAUGAUGGGGUGUUUCUUGGGGGCAGUCCCAUUUUGAGGCUCUUUGCUGGUGUGUUCAGGCUGUGCAUUGUACCCCUUAGGCUGGAAGCCAGAGAUACAACAGGCAUGUGGGAAUGUCUCCAAUCAAUAUCAAUUAGGUAAGGCAGUCUUGGAAAGGAGAAUAACCUGCAAGCUUGGCAGGGCACAUUACUGCACAGGAGGUGGGGCAGCGAUGACUAUGCUGAUGUAUACCUGGCUCUCAUGCUUUGCUGGAAAACAUCCCAAACCCAUAAAGCAACCAAGAAGGAAGAAGAUUCUCCAGUUCUGA
Molecule: messenger RNA, 705 nt
Organism: Gavialis gangeticus (Gharial)
Lineage: Eukaryota; Metazoa; Chordata; Crocodylia; Gavialidae
Gene: LHFPL1
Product: lipoma HMGIC fusion partner-like 1
Cellular component (GO): membrane
Source: RefSeq, a predicted model, not a curated record